Molecule: messenger RNA, 3056 nt
Organism: Candidula unifasciata
Lineage: Eukaryota; Metazoa; Mollusca; Gastropoda; Stylommatophora; Geomitridae
Source: the annotation of a GenBank genome assembly
AAGAAAUGUCUGACGUGCACUCGGCGUUUGCCAGACACGAAGAUGUGUUCAUGCUAAGCAGUUUCCGCACACCCAGGAACACCAGACGGCCUUUCGUCCUCAUGCUGGCUCAGAGUCCACAAAGCAGGACUCAGUUCGAGCUGUCAGUGGACUUUAGACAGCCGCAAGUGAUUGUACAGACCAUCGACCAAGAUGGACGUGAGUAUCAGCUGGGGUUCCCGAUACGUGCUCUGCAGACAGACGAGAGAACCGUCUUGCUGGUGGUGUUUUCCAGGUUAUCGCAACCACACAACAGUGUUGGACUGUUCUUGGACUGUAUGGACAUGGGGGUUGAUCAGACGGAAAUCCCUCUCCGUCGUAUCUUUGCCAAAGACAUGACAUUUCGAACGACCACAGCAUUUCAAUGGCAUGUAGGGAAAUCAGUCUCAGAAAUGCUGGAAAUUAUGGGAUGCCCAAAUGGAACUAUACGAGCCCCGGAACCAACAGCAAGACCAGUUCUAGAAGUUCCUGAAUGGUCACGACAAAGAUUUGGAACCCAUGACCGACAGUCUACUGAAGAGCCAAGUUCGGUUAACAUUGGAAGUACAGCAAGCAGCAGGAUCAACACAGCGCAGCAGCGCCUGCCUGAUCCAGUGCGACACGAACCGAUUCCUAGAAGAUCCACAGAACAGCAGAGAUUCCCUGACCUAGUGCCGCAUGAGCCAGUUCCUAGAACAACCACAGGUAAAACUCGGAUAUGUAAAGGAAGUUGUGGAUCACUGCAAACCGCCAUACAAGAACUGACUCGAACACUGCUAGAAAUGAGGAUGGAGCUAAAGAUGCAGACGCAAGAAACUAGGGCUAUGCGAGAAGUUUUGGCUUCAUGUGACUUAUGCAGAAACCGUAACGAUGGCCGACCACCCACGCACACUGUACGGCACUGUUCCUCCAAUCCGUGCUUUCCGGGAGUUCACUGUUUGGAUACAGAGAGCGGUUUUAAGUGUGGACCCUGUCCUGUCGGUCACCAUGGCGACGGAACUGCUUGCAGGAGACAGACGACCUGCGCGGAUAGGCCAUGCUACCCAGGUGUACGCUGUGAAGACUCCCAGAGAGGAUACAGGUGUGGAUCGUGUCCUUUGGGAUUUGUAGGUGAAGGAACUCGGUCUGGCUGCCGCCCGGAGAGGAGCACAUGCAACUCCAGACCCUGCUUCCCGGGAGUCUCUUGUGAAGACACAUCUACUGGAUUUAUAUGUGGCCCUUGCCCGCUAGGGUUUACCGGGAACGGGACGCACUGUUAUGAUAUAAAUGAGUGCCAGCUGGGCAAUCCAUGCGAUAACCUCACCACCUGUGAGAACCUAAGUCCUGGUUUCAGGUGUGGUGCUUGUCCACCUGGGUACACUAGCCCUGAAGUAAGAGGUGUGGGUCUCGAAGCCGUGCAGGCAGUUAAACAGGUGUGUCAAGACAUUAACGAGUGUGCUGAUGGCAACAAUGGUGGCUGUGUGGAGAAUUCCCUAUGUACAAACACUCCGGGUUCCCGAAUCUGCGGCCCAUGUCUAGAAGGAUAUUCUGGCAAUCAGUCAGCUGGUUGCCACAGAUCGGCCAACGUGUGUCCCGAUGGUACCAAGUGCCAUGUCAACGCUAAAUGCAUCCGCAAACGUGGAAGUGCUGGUUACUCUUGUCAGUGUGCAGUGGGCUAUGCAGGAGAUGGGCAGAUGUGUGCUAGAGACACAGAUUUGGACGGGUUCCCAGAUAUAGAAUUGUCAUGCGAAGACAGGAGGUGUCGACAGGACAACUGUCCACUAGUGCCCAACCCUGACCAAGUGGACACGGAGAGAGAUCCAGAUCAACGAGGCGAUGCUUGCGACAACUGUCCCACUGUUCCUAACCCGGACCAGACAGACACCGAUGGGGACGGUCUUGGUGAUAACUGCGACCCAGACAAGGAUAAUGAUGAAAUCACAAACGAAGAUGACAACUGCGAGCUUAUACCCAACCCUGAUCAAAAGGACAGAGACAAAGAUGGCGUAGGAGACGCUUGCGAUAACUGUCCUACUUUGCCCAAUAUCGACCAGGUAUCGGAUGGAGACGGCAAGCAGGACGACUAUGAUAACUGUCCGGAGAUAGCAAAUGCUGAUCAGAAAGAUACAGAUAGUGAUGGCAUUGGCGAUGUUUGUGAUGAUGAUGAUGAUAACGAUGGCAUUCCUGACAUAAAUGAUAACUGCGUGUUUGUCGCCAACCCGGAUCAGGAUGACACUGACAAGAAUGGCAAGGGGGAUGCUUGCGAGGGUGAUAACGAUGGAGACGGUUAUCCCGAUGCCAUAGAUGUUUGCCCAGAUAACGGGAAGAUUUUCGCCACAGACUUCAGAGCCUACCAGACAGUCAUCUUGGACCCACACGGCGAUUCACAGAUUGACCCCAACUGGAUUAUCCUUAAUGAUGGUGCUGAAGUUGUACAGACUAUGAAUAGUGAUCCAGGACUUGCAGUCAGUUACAAUGCUUUUUCGGGAGUGGACUUCAGUGGAACGUUUUUUGUCAACACGGACAUUGAUGAUGAUUACGCCGGAUUUGUGUUCUCCUACCAGGACAGCUCAAAGUUCUACACGUUGAUGUGGAAGAAGCAAGCCCAGACCUACUGGCAGGCGGCACCAUUCAGAGCUGUCGCUGAGCCAGGAAUCCAGCUGAAAUUGGUAAACUCAGACACGGGACCCGGACAGAUUAUGCGGAACGCCUUGUGGCACACAGGAGACACGCAUAAUCAGGUGAAGUUAUUGUGGAAAGAUCCAAGAAACAUAGGAUGGAAGGAAAAAACUGCCUAUAGAUGGGAACUUAUUCAUCGACCUUCGCGAGGACUGAUCAGAGUACUUUUGUUUGAAGAGACUAAUUUAGUGGCUGAUUCUGGCAAUGUGUAUGAUAGUACACUUAAAGGGGGGCGCCUGGGUGUGUUCUGCUUUUCUCAAGAGAUGAUUAUAUGGUCAGAUCUGGUCUACAGAUGUAACGAGUUCAUUCCUAGAGGACUGCUGGAGGACGCCACUGACGAGCCUGACGAGGGCAGUGACUAUGUCUAUGACGAAUAUUAA